Messenger RNA from Drosophila ananassae, 831 nucleotides. RefSeq names its product salivary glue protein Sgs-3-like. The record is from RefSeq and is a predicted model, not a curated record. Bases 96 to 755 code for a protein of 219 amino acids. Lineage: Eukaryota; Metazoa; Arthropoda; Insecta; Diptera; Drosophilidae. The transcript is spliced from 3 exons.
AUAUCAAUUACUUUGUCUAGGGUACUUCCAGCAUUUUAUAAAAGCUGAGGUCUAGACAUAGUUUUAACACAGAACUUGAGCAAAUUUUCACAGCAAUGUCGAAAGUAGCUCUACUUUUGGUUUUAGCCCUCGGCCUGAUAGCUGUCCAAGCCCAGGAUCCAAGUCAAGCUCAGGCAGCUUGUCGCAGGAUAUCGAAUAGAUGUACAAAUGCCCAUCAAAACCAACAAAACGAUGUGUCAGGUGCUUUUAAUCGAGCCUGCAGAAUUGUAGAUAGAAACUGGCGAGCUAUCAGCCGUUGCGAAUUGACCAGGGCCACAUGUGCUUUAACCUGGGAGAAUUGCCAAACCCUCUCUUGUGCCAAUGUGCGACGAGCUCUUGGCGGAGGAGGAUCAAAUCCAAGUCCUCGCACAACAACUCGUCGAACUCCCACGCCAAGAACAACACGUCGGGGUCCCACACCUAGAACAACUCGUCGGGGUCCCACACCUAGAACAACUCGUCGAGGUCCAACACCGAGAACCACUCGUCGAAAUCCCUCGCCGCAAACAACUCGUCGAGGUCCAACACCUAGAACAACUCGUCGAAAUCCUACACCAAGAACAACUCGAACUCCCGACCGAAGAACCCAAAGAACUACCACAUCGAGAACCACAACUCGUCGAUCGCCGAAUCCUCCCAGGCCCCCAAGGCCUCCAAGGCCCCCAAGGCCACCUAGGCGUGGAGCUGCCGUACCGACUCCCGACCCAGAUGAGUAAUCCAGGAAUAACAGAGUUUUAAAAUUUCGAUUUCAACCCGUUAACAUCAUUAUUAAAUCUUUCAAUGCUCUCUAAA